UUCUUUGCUUCCGAACAUAGCUCAGAGAAUUGUAUAUUUUUAGUAAAAAAUGGAAUUUCCGUUUGAUUUUUUUGUGAUAUUGAGGAACUUUUUAGCUGUAUGUUUAAGGGAACUGUAUCCUAAAUUGUUCUGAUGUCAUGAUCAAGUAUUUCUAUUAUUGUAUGUUCUUUUGAACUUUGAAGUAGUGAAUCGCUUGGAACAAAAAUUACUCUUUUUUUCCAGAAACGUAACACAAAUUGCGUGCACAAGUGAUUUUAUAUUUUUCUAUUCAAAUUUUCUUAAUUGUUUUAUUUUCGUAUGAUUGUGGGAGGAUAACCUGUAAUCUCUAAGAUCACAUUGUAAAAGAGAAAAAAUGAAUAAUACAGGCGGCUAAUUCUGAUUUGGUUAGAAGCGUGAAUACGAACUAAUAGAAUCGUAAUGUCUUGAGGAGAUCAUGGUUCCAACGAUUAUCAGGUGAUGAUGUUGUUUUGGGCUUGAUUAUAACUAAUGUAGCUGUUUUUUACUUAUGGAAAAUUGCAGAUCAGAGUUUUAUGGAGAAAAACUUUACUAUUUCAUUAGACAAUGUUUUACAUGGACGUGUGCACACAAUGAUAACUUCUGCAUUUAGUCAUGCUGAGUUGGGGCACAUGACGUCAAACAUGAUUGGGCUUUGCUUGUUGGGACUUACAGUUGGAGACAUUUUAGGACCAGGAUAUUUGGUGAAGUUGUAUCUAGCUGGAGCAAUUGGUGGCUCAGUGCUCCAUUUGGUGCACCAUGCAUUUUUGGCAUUGAGAUCAAAGGGGCAAGUUAUGUGGAAGGACCCUUCCAGGACUCCUGCACUGGGGGCAAUUGGAGCUGUAAAUGCGCUCAUCUGGCUUUAUAUAUUUCCGAUUCUGGAAGCUGCAAUCUAUCUGGAAUUCUCUAGUAUACCUGUGCGUGUCAUGUUACUGGGAGCCUUUCUAAUUGGGAAGGAUAUGUUGUUAAUAAUAAAUGGAAAUGGUAAUAUCUCAGGAGCAGCUUAUUUGGGAGGUGUCCUAGUAGGAGCUUUAGCCUGUGCUCGAAUUCGAAAGGGACAUUUCUAAAUUCUUGAUUGAUCAGCUAACUCUUUACAUAAACAUUUUGUCAUUAACCAGUACUAUCUUCUAUCCAUGUGCAUCUUGUGGGUACACAAUCCCAUCUUCUAGUAAAAGGUUGAUUAUCAUAGGUUUUUUAGCUAAUAUAUACAAGUAUUAUUGCUUCCUCAAA
Mangifera indica (mango) is the source of this 1224-nucleotide messenger RNA. RefSeq names its product RHOMBOID-like protein 12, mitochondrial. The transcript has 8 exons. Lineage: Eukaryota; Viridiplantae; Streptophyta; Magnoliopsida; Sapindales; Anacardiaceae. Bases 531 to 1061 code for a protein of 176 amino acids. Gene Ontology annotation, cellular component: membrane. Gene Ontology annotation, molecular function: serine-type endopeptidase activity. The record is from RefSeq and is a predicted model, not a curated record.